GUGCAUGAAUUCAGUUUUAGUUUAUAUCAUGCCGGCGGUGCACGAAUCAACUCACGUGCAUGCCUCUUAUGCAAAUUUAUAUUCUCAAACCUUCCAAAACAUUUUAUAGAUAUAGGCCUAGUACUUCAAUGAAAGAUAUCUUGAAGAGCCGGUUUAGGACCGUUUAUCCAUAAAUGAAGGACCGUUUAAAUGCAUUAUAUAUAGACUGCCUUUACAUAAUUAUGUUUUUAAACGCUGCAGGUUGUUUUGUUGUUAUGGGGUGUGUUGUCAUGGUGUUCAUUUCAUUUCCUGAGGAAGCUGUUUUUCAAUCGUUCAGUUUUACACUUGUGCUGUGACAGAUAAUUAAAAUUUCUAAUAGCUAUAUAUUCUAAAUUUACAGCCAAACACGCAGUCCGACCGUUAUCGCGCAGGAAAAAUAUUGAUCUCGAAACAUGACAUGAACAGGUUUACACAGUGUUACACAGUUUAUGGUCCGUUAUUCUAACAAAUUUAGGCAAUAUAAUUUUGUCAAAAUAGACUGAAGCUAUUGUAGUAAAGGACCGGUAAAAACAAAAACACGCGCCGCGACGAGGCUGAUAAAGGACUACAGAAACUCGAUUAAGUAAUCAUGAUAAUGGCUUUUAUUAAGUGGCUUAUUUGAACUUUACUAAAAUGACGAAAUUUAUCACGAAAUUUUUACUAAGAAAGUCAUACACAAAUUUUGCUCACAUAUUUCCCCCCGAAAAAUUACGCCAAUCUGCUCUCCCUUUGAGGCAGCACUUAACUUGCGAUUGUAACUUUUUAUCUAUAAUUAUUCGUGUAUGGCGUGCAUGCAUGUAUGCGUGUGCAUUCGUUUAUUCCUUUUUAAUUCCAUGGCUUUUUGCGAGAGUUAUGGAAAAUGAAUUUUGUAUUUUGUAUCUUGUAUAGCUUUGAACGUACACAUAUGGAUGCAUGCAAGCUUAUUAGAAUUGCAAUAUUGCCAUAUUUGGUUAUGUUGUGACGAACGUACGUGACGUACGAUUACGCACGCAAAAUAUUUCAUAAUUAUAUACAUGCAAUAAUCCUCGCCUCAUAAAAAGCAUACAGUUAAAUACAAACUGCAGCUGUCAUGCAGUUAUCUUGACAACUACGACUUCGUGUUAGGUAGUUACUGUUGUCUCUCCGUUAUUAAAAUAAAACUACAGCUUAAACAACAAUGUUGAAUUUAGUCUUCGCAAUCUUAAUCUCAACUAUAUUCCACAAAAGUCUUGGUUAUCCUUCCGGAGCUCCGUCUUCAAAAUGUGGCGACAUGACACCGCAACAUGAUGGAGUUAGCUCCCAACCGGCAGGAACUAGUCCAUACAGUGUUAAAGUGGAGAAACCCUAUUAUAUGCCAGGAGAAAAUGUCAGGGUUUCAAUUGAAAGUUCAAGUAAUGAUACCAUCAAAGGUUAUUUGAUUCAAGCGAGACAAGUUGGAGGAAACACAGCAGUUGGAUCGUUUUCAUCGGCUCCUGCUGGUGGCAAACGUCUGAAUUGUGGCAAUUCCGAGGGUGCCGUUACACAUGAUUUCAGGCUUAACUUGAAGAAAGUAACAUUUGAAUGGGAACCACUAAAGAGUCUUUCUGGAAAUAUUUCGUUCUUUGCAACGGUUGUGAAAAACAAAACUAUGUUCUGGGUAAAACUCGAGUCACCAGAACUCUACAAGAAGGACGUACCUGGCGCAAGUCUGACUGUUCAGUCACCUGUAAUCACAGAAUCGCAGACCACUGUUCCUUCGCAUUCUCAAAAAAUGCAAACAGCAGCUCAAUCGGUUUCAAGAUACAUAUCUCCAAAAGCAAAGGAAACACAAAUCCAAUCAGUCCAAAAAUCCGGAAUCACAAUAUCCGGGUUCAGCAAUUGUCAACAAAUGCCAACAACAUCUCAAGAAAAUGUAAUCCCCUGGCACACAAAAGCUGCAAAGACAUCGAUGUUAACACCAAGAUUGAUAGAAAAUUCAAACCCAGCCUCAAUUAUAUCGACGACGUCAUCACCACGUAUAGCAAAUUUACCCCCUUCACCAAAGGUUGUAUCUUUAGCAUCCAGUUGGCAUCCAGUUAGCUUACAUAACGACACGGGCCCUGGAGUCACAAAGCCCGUAAAGACCUGGAUAUCUACACCAAUACAGAUGGUAGAUUCAACCCCAGCUACAAUUACAUCGAUGCAUGAAGCAAAUUCAACCUCUUCUUUCAGGUUUGCAUCUUCAACACCCACAACAAAUAAAACGUCUUGCCAACACAACGACGACGCGAAGUGCGAUGGAGCUCAGACAAAUCAUGGUGCCAUGUUUAUAUUCUUCUUUGUGUUUACCUUGGUAUUCUGGCAAAAUGCAGUCUGAAUAUAAGUCCAAUUCAGUGACUGUCUAGCCUUUGCACUGGGACCUUAAAUGGAAGUUAUUUUGCAUUUUCUAAUAUUACAAUUGUUAGUAUAUAGUUUACGAGCAGAUGCAUGAGUUUUAAAUCUUUUAAAUCUUUUAAAUGUGAACUGAUAGUCGAGCCCUGCAUGAACCCAGCGUAUUAUUACUUGUAUUCUGCAAACCAUGCUUAUAGUGGAUUUUACACUUAUGAGUGAAACAUCAAAAUUUUUAAUUCCACAAAAACGAGCGCUGAGGGUUGCCAAGGAGCGAUACCGAGUGCAAACAGCUGAAGUACCCAAUACACUAGCACCCAGUACAUUGAGGGUUGAGUAUUCGUCCUCGAAAAGAAAUGUUACAAGGCAGAUUUUACAGUCAGUUAACACGUACAAAAUUUAAGAAGAUUAACGAAACUUUAUCAAAUGCAGAUAUAACGGUUUCCCCCCCCCCCCCAAUACGGUAUAUAGCCAAAAAUGAAUUUUUGUACCUAAACACCUGUAAAAUGGCCUUUUAUAUUAUUGUAUCUUGUAUAGCUGUGAACAUACACAACAUAUGGAUGCAUGCAUGCUUAUUAGAAUUACAAUGCUGCCACAUUAGUCAUAUAGUUGACAUGUUGUGACGCACCACUACGCACGCAAUAUAUUAUCAUUAUACAUGCCGCAACAACUGUACGACUUUGUUUUUGGUGUUUACUGUUGCCUCUCCAUUAUAAAAAUAAAGUUUUAACAACAAUGUGGAAUUUAGUCUUCGCAAUCUUAAUCUCAACUUUAUUUCACGAAAGUCUUGGUUAUUCUUCCGGAGCUCCGUCUUCACAAUGUGGCGACAUGACACCGAAACACGGAGUUAACUCUCGACCGGCAGGAACUAGUCCAUACAGUGUUAAAGUUGAGAAACCUUAUUAUAUGCCAGGAGAAAAUGUCAGGGUUUCCAUUGAAAGUUCAAGUAAUGAUACCAUCAAAGGUUAUUUGAUUCAAGCAAGACAAGUUGGAGGAAACACAGCAGUUGGAUCCUUUUCAUCGGCUCCUGCUGAUGGCAAACUUCUGAAUUGUGGCAAUGUUAAGGGUGCCGUUACACACAGUACUGGACUAAAAAACGUAAGGACCGUGAACUUUGAAUGGCAACCAUCACCAGGUCUUUCUGGAAAUAUUUCGUUUUUUGCCACGGUUGUAAAAGAGAAGACGGUAUUCUGGGUAAAACUGGAGUCACCAAAAAUAUAUAAGAAAAUGGCUGGACUAACCCCAAGUCAGACUAUCUUUUAUUCGUCUCAAACAUCUGUAUCUUUGAUCACAAAGCCGACGAUGAGUGUUUCUACACACACUCAACCUAUGCCGUCUACCUCGGAACAAGAUGAAAGAUCUAGGCGAACCUCCCAACAAAAUGAAAAGUCUAGACCUUCGGAACCAAAGGCAUCUAUGGUCACUUCAACCUUAACCACAGUUGUUUCUUCAACGCCCACAACCAGUAGUACCAGCAUUAUUAAAUCAGUAAAUCAUAGCAUCGUGUCCAUGAUAUUCAUUGGGUUACUUUUAGUAUUUUGGCAGAAUUAAGUAUUGGGAGCAAGAAACGAACUGAAUUUUCAUUUACACCUUUAUUAUAACUGCACUAACUUUUAUAUUUUUUACGUAUGCAUACUAUAUA
Dendronephthya gigantea is the source of this 3985-nucleotide messenger RNA. RefSeq lists its product as uncharacterized. NCBI's taxonomy places the organism in Eukaryota, Metazoa, Cnidaria, Anthozoa, Malacalcyonacea, Nephtheidae. Gene Ontology annotation, molecular function: oxidoreductase activity, acting on metal ions. Bases 1175 to 2332 code for a protein of 385 amino acids. The record is from RefSeq and is a predicted model, not a curated record. The transcript is spliced from 6 exons.